Messenger RNA from Lymnaea stagnalis (great pond snail), 6737 nucleotides. Lineage: Eukaryota; Metazoa; Mollusca; Gastropoda; Lymnaeidae. The record is from the annotation of a GenBank genome assembly.
AUUCACCUGGUUGAGAUUUUCUGUCGAUGUCAGUUGUACGUUUACCUUUUAAUUAAAACCAAUUAUCAUGUUUACUCUAUUUUUAGAUAAACUUACUAUUUCUUAAUGAGGUUACCCACUAAUUUGCUUGGUAUAUAACGUGAUAAAAAUUAUGUUAAGUUUUGAUUUAAAUUACGUUGAAACUAUUUCUUUGACCACAAAUGUAUGAAAUUUUCAAGUUAAGGUAAAACGCUUUCCACCAGUGGUUCCCAACGUCCUUGAUUAUGCAACCCUUUAACACAGUUCCUCAAAUUGCGUUUACCCCCAGACCAUAAAUUAUGUUUGUUUCUACUUCAUAAAUAUGUAUUUUCCGAUGAUCUUAGGCGAUACCUGUGAAAGAUUAGAACAAUCCCUGAAGGGGUCACGAUCCACAAGUUGAGAAUCACUGUUAUUUUGUGGCACAAUAGUUUUAGGUUUAAUUUGAAACUGUAUGAGAGAUAGAGCGAGACAUACUCACCUGAAAUUCAUGUAUGAUUUUUAAAAAAUAUCAUAUGUUUGAGAGCAACAUAAAUAUUUCCGCAUUGUGGUUUAUUUUCUUUUUUCAGUAAUACAAGUUAGACCACUAACAUCCAUUAUUCCUUUAUGAUGAAAUUUUGCAGACACUGUAAGCAAAGAGAUGAAUUCUAUUAUUGAUCCCAAUGUAUGGAAUUUUUUUUUUUAUUACAAUGUUCAAAAUUCAUUUUUAACACAUGCAUAAAUACUCUUACAAAGACAAAUAUGUACGAAUUAGAACAUUAAAAAAAAAAAAAAAGACAUGUACGGGUCGUGUAAAAUCGUGUAAAAACCCGGGGGCAUAGGGGGCACGCUUCUUCACUCUAAUUGGGGAGCAAAGUAAGUUUCAUAGCUUUAAAAAUUACUCGGUCCUAAUUCUGACGGGAAAGAAAUCAACCUGAUCCAGCUGAUGUUAGAUAUCUUUCAUGAAGUGGUUAGGGAUAUUUCCUUCAAAAUUAUUUCAGUUUAUCAAGUGCAUAUUGCAUUAAAUAGUUCUUUCAAACAGGGUGUUUCGUUAAAGCGAUAUGAAUUGCAAACUUGAUCAGUUUUUUUUUUUAUUUGGUGCUUGAUGAGACACGAUGAAAUAUCAAACUAGCGGGUAAUAUUGAAAUUUAAUAGGCUCUGAGCUGUUGCACUGGAGGAUAUGUCAGUUGUUUAUUAACGCCAAAUUGUGCACUAUUUUAGGAAAGAAAUUUCUGAGGCUAUCCGUUUAGCUUAUUAUUAAUAUUGACUCAUAAGUUCUUGUACAUAUUUGCACUAUACCGUGAUUGUUUUUUUAUAAUUUUCUUGUACUUAAGUUUAAAAAUUCCGAUAAAACGUUUGACUGCAUCUCCACUACAGCUGAUUUCGAGAAUUUAACAGUCACCUUCAAAACAAGUGCAACGGCGAUGACAGAAAUGCCGUGCAACAAGCAACAAAUCUUUCUAGUAGACAAUCAUACAAUGGACGUGACGUGCAAUGUGACGGUCGAUGUAAUGCAGGUGAUCAUCAGAGGACACAGUGUCAAGUCGUUGUGUUCUCUUUACAUCAGUGGAGGUGAGUACAGAUUUGAGGUCGUGAUGUUUUUUGUUUUUUUAUGAAAAGAGGCUUAGAGAGUAAAUGGUUUGAAGAGUAUGUGCGCGUAUUAUAAAUGUUACAUACUGUUACAAGAUUUAACAAAUUUAAACUGUCAUUUUUUUUUGUAAGGAACAUUAGACGAACAUUACGCGGCAAACAACUAGUCUACAAAGAAAAAUCAUACCAAAGCUAUUGAUAUUAGCAAUAAAAAAUUUAAUAUAAUAUUAAGUUAAUUAAAAAAUGAAAAAAAAUGAAAUGUACAAGAAAGAAAACGACUAUACCAACUUACAGCAGAGCAAGUGAAAUAUUAUAAUACUUUAAAUGUAAAUACACACCCACGCUGAAAAAACGUGUAAGACUCGUAGGUUUACUAAGAAUCUCUUACGUCUUUGACGGUUGCUGGGUGCCACGGCCGUCUAAACCGAGUCAGUUUCCCCAGCAAAAGCAUAGACAAGGAAAAAAGCCCCACCCACAUUCCGAGAGGACGGGACAGGUUAACCUUUGAUGGAAACUCAUCGAAGAGAAGGGAAACUCUGAAAUUAAACCCGUCGGCUGUAUGGCAGUGACACAAUAAACAUUCCAAACGCAUAAAAGGUAACAGUGAAACAAAGACAAUCAUCUUGGGUCGUUUCCUGCAGCAGGUCUAUUCCUAGUCAUCUUGAAUACAUAUUGCCAUUGGAACAAAUAGACAAAGACGAGAUAGUGAGUUGGCUCUAUUAUACAUAAUUCAGCUAAUGUUAAGGCUAAUCUCAAUUCAAAGCCUUGGUCAUUGACUCUUGCGAUGGACGAACAAUAAUGCCCGGUAAUAGUCUGCGUAUUUAUAGUGAUGGAGUCACAACCAAAAAUACUUGAAAGUCUAGAUAUUCUAAAAUUAAAUAGUAUUUCUUUCUCUAUAUAUUCCAUACUGGAAACGUAAAAAAACUUUUCCAAUCAGUGGAAGUAGUUGUAAACCUUUUGUUGGUUUCAUCAGCAAAUCUCAUUUAGUAAGAGAUGCAUGCGACGGCUCAAAGAAGAUAAAAAAACAGGCUGUUGCAAUUAGUGUAAGGCUUUCUGAUUCGAAACUGUCAUUGAGGACCUGUUUUUUUAAUUAUCAUUUUAAACUUUAACAUUUGUUAUAAUAUUAUUUAAUCUAUUUACGUAUUCUAAAAGUUAAAUUUUAAAACACUUACUUGCAGAAUGGAAAUAUUGCAUCAUCCAGCAUAAGGAAAUGUUUACAUAGAAACUAAAAAAAAAAAAAUAAUAAUAAUAAUAUCCGUAUGGACAAAAUCUCCAAGCAGGGAAAAAAUUUCCGAAAUUAGGGCAGCAUACUCUCCAAGACAAUAACGAGAUAAACAGUCGAAUCUUCAGAACUAAAUAUUGCAUUUUGAGGGCUCCAGCAAGAGUGUUUGGGAGCGAAUGUGUUGCAGUCUUGUCACUGAGGUGGAAAUAAAUAAGCAAUCGUAUUAACAUCUCUCCAUAUAUGCUAGCGAGCCUUAGACAGUGUUCAAGAAGACAAGCUAGACGGCUAAUCCAUGGUUCUUGGCAAAAUAUGGCAGGACAAGUCCGUGAAACAUAAGUCCAACAACGGUCUGACUUUAUAAAAAUACACACUCUCCUAUUAAAAGGACAAUCCGGCUGUUCAGAAGCAUAUUUGCAAGAAUGCCAGACUGCAGACAUUCCUAAUCGUUAAUGCUCGGUAAACUCCCAAAGGAAAACAAUUAACUGGUGGGCAGAAAAAUGUGCUUCACGAACGCCCUAAAACUUUCACACUAAUCCUUGCACAUUGACCCGGAUUCCCGGGAAACACGUGUUAUGGAUCAUACAAGCUGGCGAGAAAGACUAACUGUUGGAGAAAAAUCCUCAGAGAUUAAGCGCAACGCUCACGCCUAAAGAGAGCGCUAGGAAAAUUCCGAAUCACCUUAAAUCCAACUUGGACCCAAAACAAGGUGUGAUUACGUGCAGGAAAGCUUUCUAGGCACAUAAAGUCUGUCAGGCCAAAUGUGUACUCACCGUUGAAAAUAACCAUGGUAACCUUUACAUCCGAAGGCUUUACUGCCAAGCAAAUAAAUCUGAAGAUCCAAAUUCAUUGCGUCAAUUUUUACGUUGUGAUCCCCGAUUGAAACUUCCUCGUAGACACAAAUAUUUGUUCUUGAAGCUGCAUUUGAAAAAUUCUAAAUUGUUUGUGAAAUAGCGACAAAAGCAAACCUGAAAGGUUUACGUUGCAGUUUAAAAACAUAACUGUAUUAACUGAAAGUGUUAACUCUGAACGUAUUUAAUAAAUAGUUAAUUACCUAUUGAGGUGCAAACAGAUGAAUUAUAUCAACUUUAGAUAUUUAUGUGCCACUUAUUUUAAUAAAAAAAUUAAUUCACUAUUUUUUUUUGUUAACAAAUUCAGCAGUUAAAAAUAAAAAGAAACAGAACAGCUGCAUAUAUAUAUAUAUAUAAUACCAAUUUUUUUUUUCCUUUCGUUGUUAAAAGUUUAAAACAUUAUUCCUUUUAUUCAUUUUCUCCUCAUUUUCUUUUUCUAGCUCUAGUUAUACAUUUAACAGGACUCAUGUCAAAGAAGUUUAAACUAUGCGAUAGUCGGCAUUCACACGUUGUAAUAACAUAAAUGAUUUUUUUUUUCCAGAAUAAUAAAAAUAACCUUUUUUGAUGACAAUUAUGAUGUAGAACAGGGGUCACAAACUCGCGGCCCGUGGGCCAUUUACAGCCCGAAAGACGAUAUUUAUCGGCCCGCUACAUGACAGCAAAGUUUAGUGUUAAUGCGGCCCGCGCUUUUUCCCAUCAUCAAAUUUAUAAGGUGGCCCUCCACGACGGUCUCAGUCGAAUCUCACCGACUAGUCUCAUUCCGAUGUUUAUUAUGUUUCUAUAUAUUUCUUUGUUGAUUAAAAUGAUAAAAAUAGUUUUAAAAUCAGUUUCAAAGAUUUUUUAUCUUAUAGCAUUAAUUUAAUGAGACAAACAUGGCCAAAGUGCGUUUUCGAGAAAAAUUUACAAAAUAUCAGUUAGUGUGUAAUGCACAACCAUAAUUUUAUAAAUCGUAGCAGUCUGACACAGUAUUAAAGAAUCCCUAUUAAAAUUGCCGCUAGUGUUUACGAGUGAGUGAAAAUCCAAGCCUGUCACCUUGGUCACUUGCAAAAUAGGAUUAGUCAAAAAGGCACUUUCUUCUAUAAAAAAAUCAAAAUUCAUUCUCCAUACAAUAGCAUCUUCAAUCACAUCAAUAAUUCAUAAAUAUUGCCUGCCCUUGCCUACUGUUUGAACACGUUUUAGCCUUCAAAGCCUUCACGGAGAAGGAUGGGAUGGUUGUUCCUGUACUUAGUGAUCCCAAAUGGCUCAUAGACUUGGCUUUUUUGUUGACAUUACACAUGAACUGAAUAAACUCAACAAGAAGUUACAAGACCAGGGGUAGCUUGUCAUUGUUGCUAUUGACAAUGUCAUGGCAUUCUGCAUAAAACUUGUGUUAUGAUUCUUAGAGAAACCUUUGCAAUUUCACAACAUGCAACGUACUCUUGGACUCGUGCACACCAUUCAGUAGCAAGUAUUCUGAUGCCAUUGCAAAGCUACAGGAAAAUCACAUGUUUGCAGAUUUCAAAGCAAACAGAGCAACUUUUCACAAUUUGUUUACCCUUUCUCCUUCAAUGUGGAAGAUGUCGCCACCCCUUUUGCUUCAAAUGGAUCUGAUUGAUCGACAGUGCAAUUCUGAACUCAAGGCUAAGUACAGGGGCGUGAAUGGUAAAACAGACAACCGUGGACAAUUUAUGAGAGCAUUGCCCUCCACCUUCCCUGAUAUUUCAAGGUUGUUCAAGCGCAUCGUGUGCCUUUUUUGGGAGUACCCAUCUGUGUGAAAAGCUCUUUUCCACUAUAAACUUUAACGAGUCAAAGUACAGGGCCAAACGCAUUGAUGAAUAUUUUCAAGCUAUACUGAUGGUCUCAGUUGCUUCCUCACUCAAGCCAAAUGGGCUACAAGGAGUUGGAUGAAGAAAGGGAGGCUAGUUCUUGAGAAUCCUUAUUAAUUUUUAUUUGCUAUUAAUAAAGAUUGCAACAGCUGUAAUUUAUGGAGUCUGUAAUCGCUUCUUUGUGGAAUAAUUUGUGCGGCUCAGUCUCAAUCAGACUCUACCUCAUGCGGCCCCCAGUUGAUUUGAGUUUGAGACCUCCUGAUGUAGACGGUAUUUUUAUUUAAUAUUUUUUUCAUUUCCAUUAUCCCAUUCGUUAAACCAAUAUAUCAUUGUCAAAAGUUAAAACAUAUUGUUGUAGUCUGAGUGUUGAUCUAAUUUUACUUGAGCUUAGAAAGGAUGCGUCCACCACCUGUCUCCCCCUUGUUCGAAUAAUUGCAAAAAAAAUUCUAAAUAAUGUUAACGGGUGAUGCGAUUUCAAGAAACGUCUUUUUUUUUUUCUUUUUUUUUUUGUUUCCUUGAGUUUUACAACUACCUCCCUAUAAAUGAGCCGGCCGAGUUUUUGUGCUAAUUUCCAAGAUAUUUGUAUUUUGUAUUUUUCAGGGAUAUUUUUUUUUGCUGUGCUGCAAGUUAAUAUCUUUUUUUUCCCCUUUACAUUUGAUUUUAUAUGUUUUUAAAUAAAUUUAAUUAUAUAUUUAGAUUGAAUAUAGUUUUUAUAUCACUAGCUUUUGAAUCGAUUUUUUAAAUCAAUUCCAUUUUUCAAUACUUACUAAAAAUAUCUUUCAACAAACUAUCAACUAUCAGGUAAUUUUAGCAGACUAAAUUUUAAAAUCUUUUUUAUUUUUUUAAACAAUAUAUUUAACAUAAUUACAAGCUCUAUUGAAAUGUAAUAUUUAGAUGAAAAAGCAUAACUCUUUUAAUGAAUAGUUUUAGAGUAGUUAUCAGUCGACUCGUUCUUUUUUUUUUAAACGUCUAUAAAUCUAUAGAUAAUUAAAAUUUAAAAAAAAACAAAAACAAUUUAAAAUAAAUAAGUAUUCUCGUUUCAGAAAAGAACUUGACGUCGAUUUGUAUGUCUCAAUACCUAACGCAACUCAAAGUUUUUAACGAAUGCAUAAAUCCAAUUAGUUAAAAUAUAUCUUCUCUCUAGUUGUUUAUGUUCUUUUAAAAUCUAAAUAUCAUCGAGAUGUUGAAAAGAUUAAAACUCCUUUUCAACAUCUCAGGUCGAAAUGUCGCCUUAAAACAGAGUGCGUCUCAGACCUCUACCUUAGCGAUGCGUGCAAC